CAAACAAAAUUAAACAUGGCUAAAGCACAAAUAUGUAUUUGUUUCAUCAUCUUCUUUUACCUUUGGUCAGGAAAUUUCGUGGAAGUCAAGGCAUAUAGCCGAGGAGCUUGGUGUGUUGCUAAACCUUCUGCGACUAAUGAUAGACUUCAACAAAACAUAGACUUCGUGUGUUCUAAAAUGGAUUGUAAUAUCAUAAAGAAGGGAGGUGCAUGCUAUUCACCAGAAAAUCUCAUCAAUGCUGCUUCUGUUGCCAUGAAUAUUUACUACCAAACUCAAGGAAGACGUUCUUGGAACUGCAAUUUCGAGGGCUCUGGUCUCGUUGGCGUAACUGAUCCUAGCUACGGAAAUUGCAUUUAUGAAUUUCGUCGUCAGUAAACAUAUCAAGUUUCGACUUUGUUGCAAGAAGAAGAUAUCUCGAAGAGCGUACCUGAAAUUUUAUAUUGUAAAAUUAUUUGAAGUUUGAGUAUUCCGAUUUUUCAACAGUUAAAUGUUUAAGUCCGGAUAUAUAUAU
Messenger RNA from Capsella rubella, 511 nucleotides. RefSeq names its product major pollen allergen Ole e 10-like. The transcript has 4 exons. The record is from RefSeq and is a predicted model, not a curated record. Bases 16 to 375 code for a protein of 119 amino acids. NCBI's taxonomy places the organism in Eukaryota, Viridiplantae, Streptophyta, Magnoliopsida, Brassicales, Brassicaceae.